AUGUCUGAACCGGUUAAAUUUGAGAAAGAUACCGUUAUUGUAGUCUUUGGAGCUUCUGGUGAUCUAGCGAAGAAGAAAACGUUUCCAGCUUUGUUUGGUCUAUUCAGAGAGGGUUAUUUGGAUAGUUCGACUAAGAUUUAUGGUUAUGCCCGUUCGGAUUUGUCCCAUGAGGCAUUGAGGGAGAGAAUUGAACCUUAUUUGAAAAGACCAAAUGGUAAUGAGGAUGAUACGAAAGUGGAGGAAUUUUUCAAAAUGAUUACGUACAUCCAUGGUGCUUAUGACACUGCGGAUGGUUAUGUUAAAUUGAGAAAGUCGAUUGAAGAGUUUGAGAGUGAACGUAAGGUUUCUGAACCUCAUCGUUUAUUCUAUUUCGCUUUGCCACCAAGUGUUUUCCUCACCGUAGCUACUCACAUCAAGAACAACCUCUAUGCAAACGAUGGUGUGACUCGUUUGAUUGUUGAGAAACCAUUUGGUCACGACCUGGAGUCUGCCAAGGCUUUGCAAAAGGAUUUGGCUCCUUUGUUCAGAGAGGAUGAGAUUUUCAGAAUUGAUCAUUAUUUGGGUAAAGAAUUGGUUAAAAAUAUUCUGGUGCUAAGAUUCGGUAACACUCUUUUGAACGCUUCUUGGAACAAGGAAAAUUUGCAAAGUAUUCAAAUCUCUUUCAAGGAACCAUUCGGUACUGAAGGUCGUGGUGGUUACUUCGAUAACAUUGGUAUCAUUAGAGACGUCAUGCAGAACCAUCUGCUACAAGUAUUAACUCUAUUGACUAUGGAGAGACCGGUAUCUUUUGAUCCGGAAUCUGUACGUGAUGAAAAGGUCAAGGUCUUGAAAGCUAUGGCCAAGAUCGAUCACAAUGAUGUCUUGUUGGGCCAAUACGGUAAAUCCGAAGAUGGUAGUAAACCCGGUUACAGAGACGAUGAAACUGUUGACAAGAAUUCCAAGUGUGUCACCUUUGCCGCUCUUGCGUUCAAGAUUCAAAAUGAACGUUGGGAUGGUGUUCCUAUCAUUAUGAGAGCAGGUAAGGCUCUAAAUGAAGGUAAGGUUGAAAUCAGAUUACAAUACAAAGCCGUUGCUUCCGGUGUGUUUAAGGAUAUUCCAAAUAACGAAUUGGUUAUUAGAGUUCAACCAGAUGCCGCAGUUUACAUGAAGUUCAACGCUAAGACUCCUGGUCUUUCAAACGCUACACAAGUUACCGAUCUAAAUUUGACAUACUCCAGCAGAUACAAGAACUUCUGGAUUCCAGAGGCUUAUGAAGUCUUGAUCAGGGAUGCUCUACUAGGUGAUCAUUCUAACUUUGUCAGAGACGAUGAAUUGGAGAUCAGUUGGUCUUUAUUCACCCCACUACUGGAAUUUUUGGAGGGCCCAAACGCACCUACUCCUGAAAUUUAUCCAUAUGGCUCAAGAGGACCAAAGGCUUUGAAGGAGUAUCUAGCUAAACACAACUACCAGAUGCAAGACAAGCAUCCUUACACAUGGCCAGUCACCUCUCCAGAGGAGUCGGAGAGUUCUAAAUUGUGA
Molecule: messenger RNA, 1518 nt
Organism: Torulaspora delbrueckii
Lineage: Eukaryota; Fungi; Ascomycota; Saccharomycetes; Saccharomycetales; Saccharomycetaceae
Gene: ZWF1
Product: glucose-6-phosphate dehydrogenase
Exons: 1
Coding region: 1-1518 (505 amino acids)
Biological process (GO): glucose metabolic process; pentose-phosphate shunt, oxidative branch
Cellular component (GO): cytosol
Molecular function (GO): NADP binding; glucose-6-phosphate dehydrogenase activity
Source: RefSeq, a predicted model, not a curated record